AUGGCUGAAGCAAAGAGGCUUGAGAGACUUAAAGCAAUGAGAAGUUUACUAAAGAGUGAGAUGGAGAAAUCAGAAACUUUUUCAUUGGUUCUAAACAAGACCGGAUCCAAGCUUGAAGAGAUCAAUCACGAGUUGUCGUCUUUGGAAGCUGAUGUUAAAGUAGAGAAAUGGCGAUGUUCUCCUUUCUCUGAUCAUAUCCGUCACACCAUUGCCCCUAUAUCCGCUGUUUUGAGAGUCUUUUCUUCGGUUCAAGAACUCGAGAUCUCUCUCAUGUCCUCUGAUGAAGUCCUCGGUUAUGUUUUCGAAGUUAAACGCCUUGGAGAAGCGAUGAAGCUUCUCUCCAGUAGCUGUGUUCUUGCUCUUAAUUGGCUCGAAGAGACAAUCGAGUACCUUACCGAAAAGGGAAUGCCUGAAGAUCAUCCUUGCGGGUUGCGGUUCAAGACUUCCAUUGAACUUCUUCGGGAACUGCAAAUGACCGAGCCUCGUGCUUAUCUCAAAGGAGGGAUUCUUUACACAGCGCUGAAGAAUCUCAAAACAGAAUUCAAGAAGAUUCUCGAAGAGGAGCAGGUCUUGUCUGAAGACAACUUGAGAAACUUGCAGGCUAUCAUCAAGAGAUUACAUGCUCACACACAGUUGAAAAAGUAUGUACCUGUUUACAUCAAAGUCCGCACAAAGGUCAUUCAGAAACGGCUUGAGAUUGAUUAUCUUGAGAGAACAAUCACAGAAGCUGUUAAUGUACAUGAUAUAGAAGGCGAUAUAGACCAAUGGAGAUUGCAUAUGGAGAUAGCCGUGAAAGAGAUCUAUGAGGUUGAGAGUAAGCUCUGCUAUGACGUAUUUGAAGAUGUUGGAGAAGAUGUUCCCUUGCGUUGCUUUGGAAAAAUAGCUUCAAAUUCAGGAAUCUUGUCGCUUCUCAGAUUUGGAUCAAGAAUCAGCAAAUGCAAGAAAGAUCCACCAAAGCUGCUAAAGCUCUUAGAUUGUUUCUCUACAAUGGACAACAUCAGGAUAGAGUUUAACCAGCUAUUUCAAGGGGAACAAUGUUCAGAGAUACGCAGGGUUACACGGGAGCUCAUUAGCAAUCUCGUUAAAGGUGUCUGCGAGAUCUUCUGGGAGUUACCUUGCCAGGUGGAGCUACAAAGACCAAACUGUCCUCUGCUUGAGGCUGGUGUCCCAAGGCUUUAUCAAGAAGAGAUUCUCACAGGUCACAUCUACAACAUACUGAGAGAGAUUGCUUUGAACUUGGAUGCAUGGUCAAGUUCCAACAAAGACACCGCUAUUUCUUGCAUCUUUAUGAUGAACAACCACUCCCAUUUCUGCGGUUUGAGAGAGACUCAUCUCGGGGAAAUGAUGGGAGAGUCUUGGCUAAACGCACACGAGCAGUACAGAGACUAUUACGCCGCACUAUAUGUCAAAGAAAGCUGGGGAAACCUCUUGUCUCUACUCACCAACAAAGCUCAAACCACUUCAUCAUCAUCUGCUGUGAAAAGAAAACGAGCCCGUGAGUCGAUCAAACGAACAUUACAAGACUUUUCAAAAGGUUUUGAUGAGAUCUAUACAAAGCAAUCAAAUUGGGUAGUUGAGGAUGACAAGUUGAGAUGGAAGAUAUGUCAGGCAAUGGUAAGAACGGUUGUGCCAAGAUACAAGAGCUACCUACAGAGUUACAUAAUGCUUCUAGCCGAAGAAGAUCCUACGAGUGAUAGUAAUAAGCAUUUGUAUUAUACUCCAAAGGGUUUAGAGAUGAAGCUGACAACAAUGUUUCAAAGGAGAGAAGAAGAAACAGAGAAGAGAAACCAGUAUUCUAACUUUGUGAACAAAGUGAUGGAUGUGGGGAUUAAUCAGAAUUCUCACUCGACAUUAGAAGCUAUAUGA
This is a messenger RNA of Camelina sativa (false flax), 1866 nucleotides long. NCBI's taxonomy places the organism in Eukaryota, Viridiplantae, Streptophyta, Magnoliopsida, Brassicales, Brassicaceae. The record is from RefSeq and is a predicted model, not a curated record.